UUUUUGAGCAGAUCUGACAGCCUGUAUCAGUUGGCCAUAGUGGGAAAGCCAGAAGGGAAUGAAUGAAGAGGAGGCGAGCGAGAAAAGAGAGCGAUCAGCGUGUUUUCUUUUUCUUCCCCCCCCACCCUCCUAAAUAAAAGCAGCACGCCGUUGUCUGAUGUCGGCUCACUCGCGGAUCACGGAAAACGCAUGAAAAGCUUCACCCAGCUGAGGUCCAUAUAACCGUGCUGACCAAGGUGGAGUUUCUGGACGGGAAACUGAGCGGCGGUGUCGCGCGACGCUCCCAGUGCAUCGGGAGACAGCCGCGCCGCAGAAGCCCGUGUCCCCAGCGCCGCCGACUCGUUACAGCGCCCAUAAAGAAGCUCUACACCGCUGCAGGAUGAAUAGAUCUUUGACAUGGAUUUGCACCUGAAGGUUUGCAAGAUGCCCGAUCUGACUUAAAAUAAUAAUAAUAAUAAUAAAAAGAAUCCAGCUGGUGUGGUUGGGGGUGAGUUUUCAUGCGUUUUGCGGAGACUGACACAGACUCCCUACAGGGACUUUGCAUUCAAGAUCGUCUGUGCGUCGCAGACUUUAGGAUUAUCGAUUUGCGUUGAGAUAAAACUGGUUAAAAAAUUGGAAGGGGAAAGGAUUUUUGAAGCAAUAUGGCUGAUGAGUGGGUUAGGGGGCGCUGCCUGGAGCUCACCAACGAUUCUAGGUGCUAGCGAGAACAGAUGGCAACGCUUCCGAAGGAAUCGGCAACAAGAUAAUGGGUAAUAAUAUAAAACCGGACUCGUCCUCUUACGUCAUUCCCUUCACGGCGGACGUGCCCUGUGACAACAAUGGCCAGCGUAUGUGGUGGGCUUUCCUUGCUUCCUCCAUGGUCACUUUCUUUGGGGGACUCUUCAUCAUUCUCUUCUGGAGAACCCUCAGAUUUCUGUGGACUGUGUGCUGCCAUUGCAACAUCAAAAGCCAGGAGGCCCAGAAGGUUAAUACUUCUUCAGAUAAUCAGAGUGAGGGGAUCAACAAGAGCAUUGACGAGAAGGAGCAGGACGCCAGUGAAGUAGGCUGGAUGACCUCUGUCAAGGACUGGGCCGGGGUCAUGAUCUCAGCACAAACCUUAACUGGUAGAGUCUUGGUGGUUCUCGUCUUUGUACUUAGUAUUGCUGCCCUUAUAAUAUACUUCAUAGACUCCUCUGACCCCAUAGAGUCCUGUCAGAAUUUCUACGAAGAUUUCACGUUACAAAUCGACAUGGCUUUCAACGUCUUCUUCUUAUUGUACUUUGGUCUCCGCUUCAUUGCAGCCAACGAUAAGCUCUGGUUUUGGCUGGAGGUGAACUCGGUUGUGGAUUUCUUCACGGUUCCACCAGUGUUUGUGUCUGUGUAUUUAAACAGAAGCUGGCUGGGUUUACGGUUUUUAAGGGCCUUGAGGUUGAUACAGUUUUCAGAAAUUUUACAGUUUUUGAAUAUCUUAAAAACAAGCGAUUCCAUCAAGCUUGUGAACCUGUGCUCUAUAUUUAUAAGCACAUGGCUAACUGCGGCUGGCUUCAUACAUUUGGUGGAAAACUCAGGGGACCCUUGGGAGAACUUCCAAAAUUCCCAAGCACUUAACUACUGGGAAUGUGUAUACUUACUCAUGGUUACUAUGUCCACCGUGGGAUACGGCGAUGUUUGUGCGAAAACCGCGCUUGGUCGCCUGUUCAUGGUCUUCUUCAUCCUCGGUGGCCUGGCCAUGUUUGCCAGCUACGUCCCUGAAAUUAUAGAGUUAAUAGGCAACCGCAAGAAAUACGGUGGUUCCUAUAGUGCGGUUAGUGGGAGAAAACAUAUCGUGGUUUGUGGUCAUAUCACUCUUGAAAGUGUCUCCAACUUCUUGAAAGACUUCCUACACAAGGACAGGGAUGAUGUCAAUGUAGAAAUUGUUUUUCUCCAUAAUAUUGACCCUAAUCUUGAGUUGGAAGCCUUAUUUAAACGGCACUUCACUCAGGUGGAAUUUUUUCAAGGAUCGGUCCUCAGUCCAAUUGAUCUUGCCCGCGUAAAGAUAGAGUCAGCGGACGCCUGCUUGAUUAUUGCUAACAAAUACAGCGCAGAUCCAGAUCAAGAAGACGCCUCCAACAUCAUGAGAGUUAUCUCUAUCAAGAACUAUCAUCCAAAAAUACGAAUUAUCACGCAAAUGCUGCAGUAUCACAACAAGGCCCAUCUGUUAAACAUUCCGAGCUGGAACUGGAAAGAAGGAGAUGAUGCGAUUUGCCUUGCAGAACUGAAGCUGGGUUUCAUUGCCCAAAGUUGCCUGGCCCAAGGUCUUUCAACCAUGCUUGCCAACCUUUUCUCCAUGAGGUCAGCCAUCCAGCUUGAUGAGGAAACGUGGCAGAAAUACUAUCUGGAAGGGGUGUCCAGCGAAAUGUACACCGAGUAUCUGUCACCUGCCUUUGUGGGUCUGACUUUUCCUACGGUUUGUGAGCUAUGUUAUGUGAAGCUGCAGCUGUUGUUGUUAGCUGUCGAAUACAAGAAUGAUCAAGGAGAAAGCAGAAUCAUUAUCAACCCUGGGAACCACUUAAAGCUGAUAGACGGCACCUUGGGAUUCUUUAUCGCUAAUGACGCUAAAGAAGUUAAGAGGGCAUUUUUCUACUGCAAAGCUUGUCAUGAUGACAUCACUGAUCUAAAAAGGAUUAAAAAGUGUGGCUGCAAGCGAGUAAAGGACGAAGUUAGACCAACUUAUCAGACUCGCUUGGUUAAGCCCAACGACAGCACUGCUAACGCGGCCCACAGGCUGCCCCACGGCGGAGCCGCGGCCGAGCUGGUCCCCCUAGUCAAUAACCGUAAAGGAAGCUGCCUCCUGCCCAGCCCGCUCGGUUCCGGGGAGGUGGGCAGGGCGGGGGCUGGCCAGCUCCAGCGAGCUCGCAGCCUGCCUGUGAAGUACAGAUACCGGCCCAGUAACUCCAUAUGCACUCACAGACCCCGCGACGAGGAGGCACCAUCAACGCCUAAAAAAAAGCAACGGAACGGAGACAUGCGAAAUUCUCCAAACAGCUCGCCCAAAAUGACGCGGCACGACCCCUUUGCAGGAAAUGAAAUUGAUCACACGGAAGUAAGCGUGAAGAAGUUUGAUUCCACGGGAAUGUUUCACUGGUGCACAACCAGAGAUAUCGAGAAGGCCAUCCUGACACGAAGCGAGGCGGCCAUGACAGUGUUGAGCGGUCACGUGGUGGUCUGUAUAUUCGGGGAUAUCAAUUCUGCCGUGAUUGGGCUGAGAAACCUGGUGAUGCCUUUGAGAGCCAGCAACUUCCACUACCAUGAGCUGAAGCCCAUUGUGUUUGUGGGUUCCCUGGAAUACCUGAAGCGGGAGUGGGAGACGCUUCACAACUUCCCCAAAGUUUCCAUUUUGCCUGGUACACCAUUAAGUCGGGCUGAUCUGAGGGCUGUCAACAUAAACCUCUGCGACAUGUGUGUUAUUUUGUCAGCCAAUCAGAGCAGUAUUGAUGAUGCUUCACUGCAGGACAAGGAAUGCAUCUUGGCAUCACUCAACAUCCAAUCUAUGCAAUUUGAUGACAGCAUUGGGGUCUUGCAGGCUAAUUCCCAAGGGUUUACACCUCCUGGAAUGGACAGGUCGUCACCAGAAAACAGUCCCGUGCAUGGAUUAGUACGAGAGCCCGUCACAAGCGGAGCCAAUAUCCGAAUCGUAACAGAACUAGCUCAACCUGGUAAACUGCCACCUUUGGUUUCACUCAGUCAGGACAAAAAAAGUGGAGCCAACAUUCAUAUGAUAACUGAACUCGUGAAUGACACCAAUGUGCAGUUCUUGGACCAAGAUGAUGACGAUGAUCCAGACACUGAGCUAUACAUGACACAGCCGUUUGCCUGCGGAACGGCAUUUGCAGUCAGCGUGCUGGAUUCCCUAAUGAGUGCGACAUAUUUCAAUGAUAAAAGUCUCACGCUAAUCCGGACACUAGUAACAGGGGGGGCCACCCCUGAGCUGGAGGGCCUUUUGGCUGAGGAGAAUGCCCUGCGAGGUAGCUAUAGCACGCCACAGACGCUUGCAAACAGGGACAGGUGUCGUGUGGCGCAGCUGGCGUUGUACGAUGGUCCUUUCGCAGAUAUGGGGGAUGGUGGUUCCUAUGGAGAUUUAUUUGUUAAAGCGUUAAAAACAUAUAAUAUGCUGUGCUUUGGUGUUUACCGAUUGAGAGACGCACACCUAAGUACGCCAAGUCAGUGCAGCAAGCGGUUUGUCAUGGCAAACCCAACGUACGAUCUUAAGCUGGUAUCCUCAGACCAGAUCUUCUGUCUGAUUCAGUUUAACCACAAUGCGGGCCAGUCCCAGACCAGUCUGUCCCACUCUUCCCAUUCCUCCCACUGCUCAAGCAAAAAGAGCUCCUCCGUCCAUUCGAUCCCUCCAGCCAACCGGCAGAAUCGCAACAAGCCUCGGGACCCCAGGGAAAAGCAGAAUGCAACAAGGAUGAAUAGAAUGAGCCAAGAAAAGAAUUGGUUUACAGAUGAACCAGAGAAUUCCUACCCAAGAAACAUUCAGAUCAAACCCAUGAGCACUCAAAUGGCCAAUCAAGUCAAUCAGGCUAAGAACGCUGGAAUCCUGAUUCCAACCAUCAGGGAAGUUGAAGAUGAAUGCUAAGUGCAGACCGUCGAUGUCAUGUGGAGUGCCGGGACGUUCUCGUGGAAGAUGGGGCCACAGGAGCGACAGUACUGUUCCUCCCUGUACAACAGACCUAGGAUUGCCAUGUGGUCAGAUACAAUAGAGGAGAUCUUCUUGUACCUAUGAAUGAUUACUUCCAUGCUGUUUAAAAUAUUAUUUCGGAAAACAUACACACAUACAUAACACGCAUAUAUAACAUGACAAUCAAUAAGAAAUGUACAGCCCCUUGCACCUGAAAGAAAAAAAAUUUUGCUAUAUAUAUAUAUAUAUAUCAUUAUUUGUAAUACAGCAAUACUUCAUCUCUGAUAUGCCCAGACUCCAUAAUUACACGUUUUGGAGAAUGAGGGUCAUUUCAGAAACGUAAAAACAGAACUACUUCCAAUGAAGGACACGCAAGACUUCAUACUGUAUGGCAACCACACAUGUUUGUACUACAUGUACAUACUUGCACUUAGAAAGUAUUUAAAUGGACUGGGAUCUGCAGAAAUAGUCGGUAUUGUCAUAGCAUGCAUCAUUGGCUAUGUAUUUUUUUCCCAAGAUUGGGCAGUAAACAAGAGAUGUGACAGAAUAAUUUGAAUUAAUGCAUUCGGGCGUAAUUAUUCUAUCUUAGAUAAUACUGUCCACUACGAAUAACAAAUGAAUGUUUGGAACAAAUCAGAAUCUGUGAAAAUCUAUGUGUGUAUAUCCAUUUAAAUGAUUAUCCCAGUGGCCAAUCAAAGUUUCCAAGUGUAUAAAAUAUCGUAAUUUAAUAUGUAAAUUAAUAUGUAAAUUAAGCUUUUCCAUCUUGCCAUUAUUGACGCAUAAUCAUAAGACUCAACAGGCGCUUAACUUUUAGCAGCACAUGCAAAUGAAAAGUGAGGGUUUUUGCCAGCUGUAAGGAUUCUCAGAAUGGCUGAGCUGUUUUGGUCUAGGGUGAGAGACACUCACCUGAAGUACCUUGUUACUAUUUGCGGCAAAAUGAAUAUGAAUGAACAGCAACAACUAUGAAAGAGCUGUUCAUAAUGCAAUGGCAUCGGACUGCCACUUACCGCGACCGGGUAAAUACGGGCCCUCCUUUGUAACCACUGCCUGACAAAUUCUUGGCAUGGAGGCAAUGAAGUGCUUGGAUGUUCUCCAUGACAUAAUUCUGAUUCUCUAACCCGAGAAGCUUUUGGGAAUAAAAUGUUCUGAUUAUUGAAAACAGCUCAGUCAUGUUUGAGUCGCUGGACUGCUACAAACAGCUGGCUUUGAAUGCAAUAUUCCAGUUAUUCUGCCAGAGACACAGCCCUUCCACAAAGUUAAACAUGCUUGUUAUCCAGUUCCUGGAGUAAUCCAUGGAACUAAAGAGCAGCACCUUUUAGUAGCAAAUGCUCCACAUUUACACUGUACAUUGCUGAAGGUUUGAAAGGUGAAGCUUCACUCUGUUGUACAUUUUAUGACAGGUUUAUACCUACAAAUAUUUUCUAUCCACAUAACCAUAAAUUCCAUUUUUUUAAACAUUUAUUUUUACAUUUCAAAAUAUACAGGCUACUGGGGCACCAGAAUUACACAUAUAUUCUAAAACUGUACAGAAAUGUUAGUAAAAGGAGUUAAGACAGACAAGCAAUAUAUUUUGUAUGGUCAUUAUUCUCCUUAAGUUCUCAUAAGUAUUUAAAAAAAAUGAAAAAAGCACUGGCAAUAAAAACAAAAUAUGUCCGUAUAUUUUAAUAGGACCUCUUAGAGUCUAAUAGGGAUUUGCAAUUAUAAUGGUCCAGUACAAUUAGGUUUUCAUAUGGUUAUUGGCUGCUUGCAACAAUAUUUGUGCAUAAAUGAGUUCAGUUAGUUGUUAGCAAGUUGAAAUGCUUCAAAAUUCAGCAUCUAUUGUAACGCAAAGUCUAUCUUCUAGCCAUUUCUAACCAUUUCACUUGGUCGAGAUUGCGGGGUGUAACACAAAGUGUAGGAUGAUAUUAACGAAUAAUAAUUGAAAUUGUGAGCAGGGCUGUUUCUCCAAUAAAAGGCUAGACAUGGUAUUUUCACAAUAUUUGACAGUCUCACCAAAAAAUGCAGUGCUUUGCUACUGUUACGCUUUAAAUUGCUUUACGAAACAUACCAUGGAAAGUACAUUACGCAACCUACUAGUCAAAUUUAUUGCAAAAUCUUUGAUCUCAUUCAAAAAGAGUAUUUAACAGCUACAUUUUGCUUGUGUACCUUUUGUGUACCACUGUUUCUCUUUUAUUUCUAACAAUCUCAUGACGUUAAUGUCUCUACACUGGGUGUAGUAUGAUUAUGUUGAUACUGAAAACCCAUGAAGUAUUUUUUUUUCUGGAGUGAAAUUUUGAAUCGUAAUUAUAAGUUGUUACAUUUCAUAGCAAGUAGUCAACAAAUAUAAGAAUAAUGUAUGUAUACAAAGAUUGCUGAUAAUUCACUGCUGAUAGUUUCAUUAAUUGAAGGUGAAAGUAUUUCCAGUUACUCCAAAACCCAUAUUUUAAAAGGACACAUAAAAAUGAGCUGUUUUAUUCUUUUUUUUGGUUUAAUUCUAUUUUGUUUUUUUUCCCCUCAAAAUCAAUAAUUAUUGAAAAUGUAAGGGUCACAAGUGAUUGAUUAAGAACAAUGUAUUUUGUUUUGAAACGCUUUGUGUACAUUCCAUUUUAUCUGCAUAUUUAUGAUUUCAAAUGGCUAUAUCAAUGUCAUUUCUCAAGCUCUUGUGUUUAAUCACUGCCUUUUCUCUCCAAAAGAGUUGUGACUACUGAUCUAUUUAACAUGUGUAAUGUUUAUCCUUUAUUUUUGAGCACUCGUAUAACAAUAACCCAAAAAAAACAAUUAUUUGUAUGAUUAUGAUUCACACAGUUUAUCUGAAUAUAGACACUCAAAUGUCAUUUUGGAUGAUUGAUUAUCACAGGAAUGUCUUCGCAGAAUGUCUUUCUGAGUGAUUGAUAUAGGAGACAGUGCUAGCCAAUGUUGAGGUUUACGGCAUUUCACUGCGCAUCAUUCAGUCAUUUUCAAUUGAAAAGAGUUCUCUCUAUAGAACCUGAGGGGGAACAGAAUUUUACACGGGCAUAGAGAACAUCCAAGCCAAAUAACUGCCUCCAUGCCCCGUGUCAGGCAGUGUGUUAGGCCAAAGGAGGAUUCCCGAAGACCCACUAUCGCGAGAGGUGGCAGAUGUGCUUUGUGUGAUUAAACAACCAAAGCACGUCACGGACAUCAGAGACGUGACUGACAAAAUAAAACAACAGUAAAAUCAUCCCAGCAAAGUCAGAAAAUGACAAAUAUGCACAGUGGAAGCAAAGAAGGGCAUCGCAUUUUUAGAAAAUCGCCACAUCCUUAGUACUGAUUGUUAUGCUUAGAUUGAUUUUAGGCUUAAUAAUACAAGCUACGUAUUUUGUUUAACGUCAAUUUUACCAACGUCAGCUGCAAAAAAGGUAACAUAUUUCCAUCUCUUCUCCUGACUUAUUUUAGGUGGAUGGAUUACACAAGCAUUGUUCUUGAUUUCUGGUCAUUUAAGUAUAACAGAUGGGGGGUAAAAGUCUUAAAUAAAUACAUUUUGGCAUCAUGAAUAUCAAUGCAAAACAUUAUUUGCUACCUAGAAAACCAGAUUAGGAGAAUUUUACAUUAAUCAUGUCAAGUGUGUACCAUUAUCUGCCAUUAUCUCCUAUGUUAAUUGCGGCAAAAAUGAGCCUCACCUUGCAGUAUAGUUUCUUUUAUUUUGUUUAAACUAAAGGAUUAGUGGAGAAAAUGAUGGUGCUGAGUUGAUCUACCUGACUAUGAUAUCCAGUGAUAAACACACCGUCUUGUACAAAAGGUUUGUACAUAAAUUGUACAUGGUUUCAUUUUGUAUUUUCUCAAAUUAAAUUGAUGUAUUUGUGUUCUAAAAA
Molecule: messenger RNA, 8448 nt
Organism: Brienomyrus brachyistius
Lineage: Eukaryota; Metazoa; Chordata; Actinopteri; Osteoglossiformes; Mormyridae
Product: calcium-activated potassium channel subunit alpha-1-like
Exons: 31
Coding region: 746-4597 (1283 amino acids)
Biological process (GO): transmembrane transport; potassium ion transport
Cellular component (GO): postsynaptic membrane
Molecular function (GO): large conductance calcium-activated potassium channel activity
Source: RefSeq, a predicted model, not a curated record